Mercurialis annua (annual mercury) is the source of this 1198-nucleotide messenger RNA. Its product is annotated as lignin-forming anionic peroxidase-like. Lineage: Eukaryota; Viridiplantae; Streptophyta; Magnoliopsida; Malpighiales; Euphorbiaceae. Gene Ontology annotation, molecular function: peroxidase activity; heme binding. Bases 53 to 1027 code for a protein of 324 amino acids. The transcript is spliced from 4 exons. The record is from RefSeq and is a predicted model, not a curated record. Gene Ontology annotation, biological process: response to oxidative stress; hydrogen peroxide catabolic process.
UCAUUAUUUUACAGUUCUUUCAAUUCUUUAAGCUCGUUACUAAAAUAAGAUUAUGACAACUUUAGUUUCCAAAAUUAUGUUAUCUCCCGUCAGUGUUGUGUGCAUGUUGCUGUUGUUUUCGAGCACAGCAUGCAAUGCACAGCUGACUUCAACAUUCUAUGGUACAACUUGUCCGAAUGCACUCACUACUAUCAGAACUUCCAUUAGGAAUUCAAUUGCGGCCGAACGAAGGAUGGCUGCGUCUCUCAUUCGCUUGCAUUUUCAUGACUGCUUCGUUCAGGGUUGCGAUGCCUCUAUCUUGCUUGAUGAGACAGCAACAAUUCAGAGUGAGAAAACUGCACUGCCUAACUUUGAGUCUGCAAGAGGUUUUAAUGUCAUUGAAAAAGCAAAAGCUGAAGUAGAGAAAAUAUGUCCUGGAAUUGUAUCCUGCGCGGAUAUUCUCGCUGUGGCAGCAAAGGAUGCAUCGGCUUAUGUUGGAGGUCCGUCAUGGACAGUGAUGCUUGGAAGAAGAGACUCGACUACUGCAAGCCGAACACUAGCCAAUAGUGAUCUUCCGAGCUUUAGAGAUGGCGUUGACAGGCUUGUAUCGAGGUUUCAGGAUAAAGGACUUAACGCACGGGACAUGGUUGCUCUGUCAGGAGCACAUACACUUGGCCAAGCUCAAUGCUUUCUAUUCCGCGACAGGAUUUACAACAACGGAUCCGACAUUGAUGCUGGAUUCGCCAGCACUCGCCGCCGCGGUUGUCCAGCUGUUGGUGGUGAUACAAACUUGGCUCCGCUUGAUUUGGUGACACCAAAUUCUUUUGACAAUAAUUACUUCAAGAAUUUGAUCCAGAAAAAAGGUCUUCUUGAAUCUGAUCAAAUCCUUUUCAGUGGCGGUUCUACAGACAGCAUCGUCUCGGGGUAUAGCUCGAAUCCUGCGACUUUUAGCUCCGAUUUCGCAUCUGCCAUGGUCAAAAUGGGAAAUAUUGAUCCUCUCACAGGAUCUGCCGGUCAAAUUAGGAAAAUCUGCAGUGUUGUAAACUAAUUUUUGCUUGUUUCUUGAAUUUUCUUGUGGCUUUGUCUAGAAUAAUUAAAUUGUGGAUACUUUAUCUUGUAUUUCCUUUAUUUGUAUGUGUUUUUUUCUUUGUUUCUUUUUUAUUUAUCAAGUGUAAAUUGUGUAAUUUCAAAAGAAUAAAUAUUCUUCCCAAUUUAGUAA